CUGGCAAUAUCCGGUGACGGUUGCAUCAGUCUUGGGACCGUUAGUCCCGCCCCUCGAAAGGCGGGCAGGCUGGGCCGGGUGGAAAGUCCCCAGGUCAGUUCCUGGAACUGGGUGGUCCGGAAAGUUUCGGUCUGAUUGUGUUCCCCUGCCUCGGGCCAGUUCGCCUUACCGUCGUCAUCACACGGGAGGAAACACGGGUGACCGUUGACAUGGCAGAUUUGCGUGCUCAGUGCUUGGAUUGGCUGUGAGUGAAAUCCCGAGAAAGACUCCUGGCGACUGAGUUGUUGACAAUGGAGCCUCUGGAAUCAGUGACGUUUGAAGAUGUAGCGAUCAACUUCACCCAGGAAGAGUGGGCCCUGCUGGACACAUCCCAGAAAACCCUGUUCAGAAACGUGAUGCUGGAAAAUAUCACCCACCUGGUCUCCGUAGGGUAUCAGAUCAGCAAAUCAGAUGUGAUUUCCCAGCUCGAACAAGGAAAAGAGCUGUGGAGUGAAGCAACAGGAUGCCUCCAAGGCCAGAGUCCAGGCCCUGGUGGUGACACAGCUCUGAUCAUCAGCUCCACUGGUCAUGUUUCCCAGAAUGUCACGACCCUGCUACUCGGGAAAACCCAGGACGAGACACUCUGCGCCUAA
Messenger RNA from Orcinus orca (killer whale), 632 nucleotides. RefSeq names its product putative zinc finger protein 705EP. Bases 291 to 632 code for a protein of 113 amino acids. Lineage: Eukaryota; Metazoa; Chordata; Mammalia; Artiodactyla; Delphinidae. The transcript is spliced from 6 exons. The record is from RefSeq and is a predicted model, not a curated record. Gene Ontology annotation, biological process: regulation of DNA-templated transcription.